This is a messenger RNA of Dermatophagoides farinae (American house dust mite), 1850 nucleotides long. The record is from RefSeq and is a predicted model, not a curated record. Lineage: Eukaryota; Metazoa; Arthropoda; Arachnida; Sarcoptiformes; Pyroglyphidae.
CAAACAUCGUAAUGAUGAUGAUGAUCAUGAUGAUAAUAAUGAUGAAGAUCAACAUAAAAAUAAUAAUGAAACAAUUACAAUGUUACAUUCCAAAAGUGCUAGUCUAAUUUUAUUAUUCAAAUAUAUCAGGUCAAUACGUUUUUUAUUGUUCCUAUUAUUUGUAAUAUUAUUUGUGAUACAAUUUAAAUCUGGUCCAUUCAAUUAUAUGCCUACAAAUUAUUAUCAUUAUCGUGGACAAAUUAAUAACGACAACUCCAAUAAUAAUCAAUCACAAUCACAAUCAUCAUCAUCAUCAUCAUCAUCAUCUGAGACAUUUGAAAUUCAUACAAUCAUCAAUGAUGAUUUAUUUGCUUCAAAAAUGAAAAUAAAUACAUCAUCAUCAACAACAGACAAUCAAACCGGUAGCAUUGAUAGUCAAAAAAUGAAUUCCAUCAUUAUGCAACAAAAACAACAAUCCAGUUUAUCAUCAUCGAAUAUUAAUGAUAAAAUUAUCAUCAAUUCAAUUACAUUGAUCAAUUCAAGUACAUUGCCUAAUUGUCCGUUGGUUCCACCAAAUCUAGUUGGCCGAUUAAAAGUGUUAAUCAAUCCACCACCAAUGGAAGAGCUUGAGACAAUGUUUCCACAAGUAGAAAUUGGUGGCCGAUUUAGACCUAAACAAUGUCAUAGUAAUAGCCGUGUCGCAAUCAUUGUUCCAUAUCGUGAUCGUGAAUUUCAUUUACGAACAUUUUUGCUCAAUAUUCAUCCAAUGCUCAUGCGACAAAAUAUCGAUUAUGGCGUUUAUAUUGUUGAACAGCUGGGAAACAAAUCAUUCAAUCGAGCUAAAUUAAUGAACGUAGGAUUUUUGGAAGCAUCAAAACAAUAUCCAUAUGAUUGUUUUAUAUUUCAUGAUGUUGACCUAAUUCCUGAAGAUGAUCGUAAUCUUUAUACUUGUCCGGAACAGCCUAGACAUAUGUCUGUUGCUAUUGAUAAAUUUCGUUAUAGAUUACCUUAUAAAGAUAUAUUCGGUGGUGUCAGCGCAUUGAAUAAAGAACAAUUUAUCAAAAUUAAUGGAUUUUCCAAUGAAUUCUGGGGCUGGGGUGGUGAAGAUGAUGAUAUGUCAAAUCGUAUACGUCAUUAUGGUUAUAAAAUUAGCCGUUAUUCAAAUGAUAUUGCAAGAUAUAAAAUGUUAAAACAUAAAAAUACAUCACCAAACGCUGAAAGAUUUAAAAAAUUAUAUAAUGGCUGGAGACGUUUUAAAACCGAUGGCAUUAACAAUAUCCAUUAUGAUAUUGUGGAUUUAGUAUUUAAAAAAUUAUAUACAUGGAUUUCUGUUGAAUUGUAUGCACCAAUUGAUGAUAAUCAUAAUAAAAAACAUUCUUCAGGAUGAUUUUGAUUUUACUACUGUGGUACCGGUUUAUCAAUAAUUCAUUCAUUCAUUCAUUUUUUUUGUUACACCUGUUGUACAUACAUUGUGAUCAUCAAAUACAAAAAUUUUUUCUACAUUCACCUGAUAAUGACAUUGUUUUCAUAUUGAAUUACAAAUUGAAUAUAUUUUGGAAUGUGAUUAUAAAACUGAAAAAAAACUAAAAACAACAACAACAACAAAAACCAGAAUUCUUUCAUUAGCCUGUUGAUUGAAUCAUUUUCAAUGUUCAAAUAUUUAUUCUAAUUUAUCUGAUCUACUACUAUUAUAACAUUUUGAAACUCUCUGUUGCCAUAUUUUUUUUUAUUUUCACCAUCAAAUACACAAACAAACAAACCCACACUCAUACACACACACACACACACACGGGCGCGCACAGAAUAUUCUGUAUACUGAACAAUCAAAUGGACAAAAAUUCAUUCGAAUUAAAAAAAUGUUUAUUUAUUGA